Molecule: messenger RNA, 736 nt
Organism: Acromyrmex echinatior (Panamanian leafcutter ant)
Lineage: Eukaryota; Metazoa; Arthropoda; Insecta; Hymenoptera; Formicidae
Source: RefSeq, a predicted model, not a curated record
AGGUGACAUCAUGAACUUAUUCUUAUUUGGAUAUUUAUGCUUUUGUGUUACAAUAAGUUUGACUAAGAGCUCAGAUAUGGAUACACAUUCCGAGAUUUCUGAAAGAUAUAUAUAUAAUAUUAAUAACUGUACGCAAUGUGAAGUCCAACAACAAUCGUCAUGCAUCUGUUUUGAAUAUGUUGACAACUGCGUAAUUUGCUGUUCCAAUGUUCCAUGCUGUGUCUGCGCAAACUGCGCUACGUGUUGGCAUGGGCAGCAACAAUUAGUAAUAAUGACACAGAUUGGAAUUGCACUGGUGUUUGGAUUAAGCAUCUUUGGCUUGAUCGUAUUUUACUAUAAAAUGUGCUACAAACCGAUUCAAACGUCAACGCGAACGCGCAGAAGACAUGUGCAGGAAGGUGACCUGACGACGUAUUGCAGCACCAUCGAAGGUCAGGCGAGACCACCUUCAUAUAACGAAGCUGUUCGUAAUACUUCGUCUACCAACAUGUAUUCCGACAGUGCUCCUCCUCUUUACGCAUCUCCCUACAACAGGAUGUCCAUGUCGGAAGCUCCACCGUCGUAUCCAGGAACGCCGAAAUUGCAAGAAAAGAUUCUCCAUCAAAAUUCCAACGAGCCUCCUUCCUCGUCUCCCGUUGUUCAGCACAUGUAACGAUACUCUCACAGACAUAAAUAAUUUGUUCACUGCGAGUACAUUUGUAUCUGAAUAAAACGUAAUCUAUAGAUUUAUUAAAAA